AUGUCUUCCGACCUUGAGAAAGGGAGUCUGAGCGAGAAGAGCUACGCAGCGGGAGCUACUCUCGGAAACCCUAAUGCUUCUACAACACAAGAAGCGUCUGCCUUCGCGGCAUCUAUCGCGGAUUCGGAGCCUACUGCUGUCGACCACAACCACCACCCAGACGACGCUUUCGUCGAGGGCGGAUUAAGAGGCUACCUCACCGUCCUCGGCGCAUUUCUUGCGCUCUUUUGCAGCUUUGGCCUGAUCAGCUCGUUUGGGACGUUCCAGUCUUGGUAUGCGGAUCACCAGCUCUACCGCUCGCCUUCCGCCAUUUCUUGGAUUGGGUCGCUGCAGCUAUGGGUAUUCUUCUUCUCGGGUGGAUUCAUUGGUCGCAUCUUUGAUUGCCACGGCCCUCGACUCGUUAUGGUCCUCGGCGCUCUUCUACACUCGUUUAGCCUCAUGAUGACUAGCCUCUCUACGGAAUACUAUCAGUUCAUCCUAUGCCAAGGUAUCUUAUUCGGGCUUAGCACCGGCAUGUUAUUCUACCCCUCUCUUGCCUCGGUCUCCACUCAUUUCAAAAGGUAUCGAGCGACUGCCAUUGGGAUUGCAGUAGCUGGGUCCAGCGUAGGCGGAAUUGUGUACCCGAUUAUGCUAGACACUCUCUUCCCGCGACUAGGAUUCGCAUGGACAGUCCGGAUCCUAGGAUUCAUGGGCCUCGGCUGCUCUUCCAUAGCUGUCGCGCUCGUCUCCAGGCGACCCUCUCCAGGGAAGACCCCCGCCACCCGCUGGUGCGACUGUCACAUCACGAAAGACGCUCCUUUCCUGCUUCUCGUCCUCGGGAGCUUCUUGGUCUGCUUCGGCAUAUUCAUUCCCUAUUUCUACAUCGUGUCCUACUCCGCCGCGCACGCCGUGUCCGUGACGCGCGGCAUCUCCCGCUCGUUCUACCUCCUCUCGAUCAUGAACGCGGGCGGCGUCCUGGGACGCAUCGCCCCCGCGUACCUCUCCGACGCGGUCGGGCGCUUCAACCUGCUUGUCCCGUCUGCGCUGCUGUCGGGCGUGCUGUGCCUCGCGCUGUGGACGACGGCGGAGACGCGUGGCGCGCUCGUCGCAUUCGCGUUCUUGUACGGGUUCUUCUCGGGUGCUUUUAUAUCGGGCAUCAAUCCCUGCGUCGCGCAGAUUUCGGAGAUGAGCCAGGUUGGGACGAGGAUUGGGAUGUUGUAUACACUGGUCUCGUUACCAUCGCUCUUCGGUGGUCCUGCUGCUGGUGCCUUGCUCGCAAGAGCGCAUGGCUCGUACAUACCUAUGACCAUCCUGUCCGGCGUCACUCUCGUCGUCGGCUCGCUCAUUAUCCUGUGCUCGAAGCUGAAGAUCGACCGACGCGUGUGUGCCCAAGUAUAA
Molecule: messenger RNA, 1377 nt
Organism: Gloeophyllum trabeum ATCC 11539
Lineage: Eukaryota; Fungi; Basidiomycota; Agaricomycetes; Gloeophyllales; Gloeophyllaceae
Product: monocarboxylate permease
Exons: 6
Coding region: 1-1377 (458 amino acids)
Biological process (GO): transmembrane transport
Cellular component (GO): fungal-type vacuole membrane
Molecular function (GO): transmembrane transporter activity
Source: RefSeq, a predicted model, not a curated record